Prorocentrum cordatum is the source of this 483-nucleotide messenger RNA. NCBI's taxonomy places the organism in Eukaryota, Dinophyceae, Prorocentrales, Prorocentraceae. The record is from the annotation of a GenBank genome assembly.
GAGGAUCCUCCGCCUGCUCCGCCUCGCGCGGGCGGUCCGGCUGCGGCCGGAGUUCAAGGAGAUGUGGUCGCUGCUGAAGGGGGUGGCCGAGAGCGGGGAGACGCUGUUCUGGACCUACGUCAUGAUCGGCUGUGUCCUGUACUUCUUCGCGAUUAUGGCCACUUCCCUCAUAGGCAAGUCGGACACCUUCCGGGACGACGAGCUGGCGCAGGAAGUGCGGCUGCGCCUGGAGGGGUGCGAAGGGCUCGCCUCCCGCGUCCUGGGCAGCAUGCAGGCAGAGGUCCUCGCCGUCGCUCCUGGACCACCACGGGCCGCUCCUCGAGCUGCACUCCGGCGCAGCGCCUCGCGCCUCGCUGGUCCCGAGGUGGCCGUCGAAGAGGCCGUCUGGGACGAGAAGGCAGCUGUCCUCGGGAAGGAGUCGAGAGCCCCAGGAACGGCGUGCUCGAGGGUCCGGGGGGGGGUGACUCCGGAAGAGUGGUGGAG